Messenger RNA from Suillus paluster, 378 nucleotides. RefSeq lists its product as uncharacterized. The transcript is spliced from 2 exons. Lineage: Eukaryota; Fungi; Basidiomycota; Agaricomycetes; Boletales; Suillaceae. The record is from RefSeq and is a predicted model, not a curated record. The coding region runs from base 1 to 378 and encodes 125 amino acids.
AUGCCUCUACUAAAAACCUACAAGAAGAAGUCUGUCAUGAAUUUCCAUGGUACAAGGAACUUGACGCCAUCUGGCACUCAAACCCCUCCUUUGCAGCAAAAACUAUGUCGUCCAAGCCUGGCAUUGACCACAUCAGGUGACAUGUACAGGCUAGUGCAUCUGCAUGGCAGGGCUGGUCCCUCUGCACAUACCAGGGGUGCCACCAGGGCUCAGCCCCCUCCCCCUCAUAUUGCUCCUCCUAGCCAUCCAUUCACUGAUCCACAAAUUGAUCCUUGCCUGCUAGCACCCGCUGCUCCUGUUCCUUCUGCCCCUGCUGCUGCUCCCAUUCCUUCUGCUCCUCCUGCUGCUCCCAUUCCUUCCACUAUACCACUUGGAUGA